Molecule: messenger RNA, 893 nt
Organism: Boeremia exigua
Lineage: Eukaryota; Fungi; Ascomycota; Dothideomycetes; Pleosporales; Didymellaceae
Product: 4-carboxymuconolactone decarboxylase-like protein
Exons: 2
Coding region: 206-787 (193 amino acids)
Molecular function (GO): peroxiredoxin activity
Source: RefSeq, a predicted model, not a curated record
UUGGGGUGAAGGGUUUAGCGAGGUGCGGUGAUUGGUUGAACCGCAAGUGUGGGGUGCAGCUGCUCGUGAACGGCCUUUGACAACGCCAACGGCGGGAUAGUCCGAUGGCGGGUUAGUCCGAUGGCGGAAUGCUUAAGAACGGUCUCAUCAUCAACAGCCCUCGAGUCGCUUUCUGGAAGACUCCUAAACCCUGUGUAUCAUCACCAUGCGUCUGCCGUACAUCCCUGACCCUCCCGAGUUUACUGAAGAAGCCGACAAGGCUGUCCUCGAACGAAUUAAAGAACGCCGUGGGCCCAAGGGGUUGAUUGCGUUGGAUCGGACACUGCUUCACGCUCCUCCGGUUGCAGAUGGAUGGAACUCCUUUCUGGGAGCCAUUCGGACCAAGACCUCCCUGCCGACCUCGAUCCGCGAAACAGCUAUCGCUCGUGUUGCCGUACUAAACAAAGCAUGGUACGAAUGGGAGUCUCACAGCCCAAUUCUGCGGGCAGCUGACAACGUUUCCUCGGAACACGUGGAUGCUGUUCUACAGUCCCCUCCUCGUCAGGUCAACGAUGGAAUCCAGGACGCGAAACACGCAGCAGUUCUCUCGUACACAGAUGCCAUGACACUAGAUAUUAGUGUACCUGACGAAGUAUUUGCAACACUGAAGGAGCAUUUUAGCGAGCAAGAAGUCGUCGAGGUCACGGCAACGGUGGCGGCGUACAACUGCGUGAGCAGGUUUCUCGUAGCGCUCGAUGUUGGAGAGAAAAACAGUCAGAAGGGUCCGGAGAAGGAAUGGGAGCUAUAGUAGCAGCUUAUGAAUACAAUUGUCUUUGACCAUCGAGCGCAUACAAGUUGGAGUGAUCUCACUGCGGAGAAAACGCCUUGCCUCAUCCGUCUAGCGUGUUUCUGCU